AUGCCGUGGCCGUGGGUGAUCCUGGCCCGUGUCCCCCGCGUUGUCGCAGGCGAAGCGCCGGCUGACGGAGAGGGUGAGACGGAGGUCGAGGCCGACGUGCAGGCGGAGGGGGUUGACGAGGCGGAGGCGGAGCUCGACGCCGACGCGGAAGCGGAGGUCGAGGAAGACGCGCAGGCGGAGGGGAUUGACGAGGCGGAGGCCGCGGCGCACGACUCGGAAGCGGAGGUCGAGGAAGACGCGCAGGCGGAGGAGGUUGACAAGGCGGAGCUUGACGCCGGAAUGGAGGUCGAGGCCGACGCGGCGGACGCGCAGGCGGAGGGGGUUGACGAUGACGAGGCGGAGCUUGACUCGGAAGAGGAGGUCGAGGAAGACGAGGCGGGCGUGGAGCACAGGGCUGACUUCUCCAUCCCGGUCGCGCUGCCGCCGCGGAUCACCGUCAUGACCGCGGCCCCGACCGCCCAUCCCGUCCGCGACUCUCCCGACAUGUACCCCUACGUACUCGGCGUCGGCUCCGGUUGCAUCCUCUUCAACUUCGGCGUCGAGCCCUUCUACGGCGUGUGCUUCGCUGACCGCCCCUACAAGAGCAACCUCAUCAUGGUGCGCCACUUCGACUGCUCUGGCGUCGAGCAGGGCCACCCGGCCACGGCCACCGCCGAGCGCAUCCCCCCUCGCCACGGCAAAUAUGCCGCCGUCGCCAACAUCGAGAGCAUCGGGUUCGUCUCCAUCGGCCACGGCAAAGCCUACGUCAUUGCCGAGCUCAUGGUUCACAAGGGCCGCAGGCGCGCCAUGCUCGUCUACUUUCAUGCAGGCUCCAACAAGUGGCACCAGGAGACCACGCAAAACCCCUUGCCGAACGACACGAGCCGCGACGGCGAGUGGGUCCCCUCCGGUGUGAUCUCCUACAAGAAGAUCCUCUGGUGGUUCGACCUCUCGUGGGGAAUCAUCAGCUUCGACCCCUUCCAUGACCUCGAAGAGCCUCCGCUGCGCUUUCACCGCCUCCCCGAAGGCCGCGCUCUCGACAAGGCCCCGCCGAACAUCCACGACCGCCGAUGCAUCACCGAGAGCCAAGGCGGCCUGCGGUACGUGGAGAUCAUCAUCCCUGAGGGCGAAGCAGCAACGGUGUCCAUGUGGUCAUGGAUCCUCGCUGCCGACGGCAACGAUGAGACCAUUGCGUGGGAAAUGAAGUACGCAAUGAGCUUCGCAGAGAUUUGGGAGGACGACAGCUACAAGGCGACCCGGCUGCCGCGCAAGGUUCCCGUGCUCGUGGUCGUGUGUCCGUCGGACGGCAAUCUAGUUUACUUCGCCCUGGAGGAUGAGGAGCGCCUCUUCAGCGUCAACGUGCCCGAGCGCAGAGUCGUGGAGUUCAUCGAAGAUUCCUACGAGCUGGUGACGCCGUGGCCAGCGGCUCCCUCGUGCCGCUACGUCCUCCCUUGGUUUCUGCCGCUCAAGAUUGCCCAAGCUGUUGGCAUGGAUCCUUUUGCCGGCUCCGACGCUGAGCAGCUGCAAGCGGAAUACGACAGGCUGCGAGAAAAGUUAAUACUCCAAGGCGAAGUAGAAACAUACGGGGAGGAGGAGGAAGUGGAAGUCGACUGGGACCUGCUGGGACCUGUCGUCCUGGAGGACUUGCCGGAAAUAACAGACAGCGAGCUGCCGGUAGAUGAAUCCAGCGAGGAGGAGACGACGCUUAGCGUGGCCAUGGAUCCUGAGACCCUAGACAGGCUGAAGGCUGAAGUGAAGAAGUUCGCCAAGGACCACGAGGGGCCACAGAGUCAGGACCCAGGCCCAGGAGAUGAUGCAGGAGAGCAGGAGAGGGCGCCUUUUGAGUUUUGCUUUUGA
Miscanthus lutarioriparius is the source of this 1836-nucleotide messenger RNA. Lineage: Eukaryota; Viridiplantae; Streptophyta; Magnoliopsida; Poales; Poaceae. The record is from the annotation of a GenBank genome assembly.